Protobothrops mucrosquamatus (brown spotted pit viper) is the source of this 1042-nucleotide messenger RNA. Its product is annotated as transmembrane protein 176A-like. Gene Ontology annotation, cellular component: membrane. The transcript has 6 exons. The record is from RefSeq and is a predicted model, not a curated record. Lineage: Eukaryota; Metazoa; Chordata; Lepidosauria; Squamata; Viperidae. The coding region runs from base 13 to 870 and encodes 285 amino acids.
CUCGGAGGAGCCAUGGCGGGCACCGUGGGGAAGGUGGAGGGGAGCCAGGUGGCCCUGGAGGGUCCCCAACCGACCACCAUCAACAUCUCCCUCCACCAGGAGUCCGGCCUGGCCUACCUGUGCAGGGGGGUGGUGGCCCUGGCUCGGCCCAAAGCGGCCCCCAAGGAUGCCAAGGAUGCCAAGGAUGCUGGCGAGGCUCCCCGCGCCCCCCGCCCGGCUGGGGGGGAGCAGAAGGUCUUGGGGGGAGCCCAGAUCCUGCUCGGCGCUGUCUGCAUCGGCCUCGGCGUGGUGCUGAGCGUAGUUCUGCCCAACGGUGAGCUAUCCAACUACUUCAAGCGGUCAAUCUAUAACGGAGUCCCUUUCUGGAUGGGCGGCCUGUUCAUCCUCUCCGGCACCUUCUCGGUGGUGGGCGCACGACGCAGCGGAUACUGGGUCCACCUGGCCACCUUCCUCAACCUGGGCAGCGUCGUGGCAGGCUCGGUGGCCUUCACGCUGGGCUUGACGGAUUUCGCACCCCUGUUCUACGAACCCUACUUUCUUGAUAAGCUCUGCAAGCACAGAGCGGAGCACCAGGGUUACCGCUCGUGGGAAGCGACCACCAGACCUCCGUAUGACGACAAGAGGGACCAAGAGCGGGCCAAGCAGUGCCAGGAGACUCUCAUGGGGCUCGUGCGCAUGUGGAGCAGCACCCAGAUCCUCCUGCUGAUCGUGCAUGUCGCCGCUCUGGCCACCGCCCUCUUCUGCUUCAGAUACGGCCUGCGCCGCCUGUGCUGCUCCUGCUGGGGAGGCUGGCGGGACUACGUGGCCCUGGAGGACCCAGACGUCUCUUCUGUGCCCGACGAUCUGGGCAAAGAGCAGAGCCCUGCCUGAGGGGCACGGAGGGAAGCCCCCCAAGCCCAACACCGGCCUUUGGUGCUUCCCCGGGACCAAAGAGCAGCUGAAGGGCUUCCCAGCCGCGACUCCCGAACUACGAUACUCCGAAGUUACCCACCGCUUCUCACGCAAGCAUUCUCCUCCUGCACGCACAGUGAAUAAAAAUAAA